AUGCGACGAAAACUUACUCCAUUAUUUGCUAUCCUAAUCUUUUCGACUGUCUUAUCAAUUUGGAUUGUUUAUAAUCGUAUAUUGAACUUUCAAGAUGAAUCUUUUGAAAAACUUCUCACAUUACCACAAUUACCAAAGCCAACAACUUUUAUGGUUAAUCCAUUGCAAAUUCAAGACUGGGUUAGAAAAUACAAUGUAACCCAUUUAUUUGACUGGACUUGGCAUAAAAAUGGAGAUUUCAAACGUUGUCGUACACCAGCUAUUCUUUCAUCUCAGCCACCAGUACGUAAAUUUAAACUCAAUUCAACAACAGUUGUGAACGAUGUUGUUGCUUAUUUUCAAUCUCAUCCUGAUGAAGGAUGUAUUGUAGAUAGUGUGGCUCGUCUACCAACUUUGGUUCCUCAUCCGGUGCCUCGUGCUCGUUCUUUGAAUGAUACAUGUUUUUCGCUUCACAUCGAAGGAUGGCCUUUAUGUAAUAGAUCACCAAUGGAACUCAGUGAAUUAAUUCCGGCAAUUUCAAGAUUUGUAGCAAUCGCUGUGUUUAAAGGUUACAUCGAUACAGGUUACUGUCAUCCAGAAGUACCCGGAACAAUCUUUACUGAGCAUGCUACAAUUCAUUUUCAAACAUGGACUGCACGAUGUGGUAAUGAUGGUAUCUAUAAUAUCCCACGAAUUAAACCGAAAUAUCAACAUACUGAAUUAAUUGAUUCAAUUGGAACGUAUCUUAGUGCACCCGGACAUUUUGGACCACAACAACUACCACGAUUAUUGCGUCUGCUUGCAACUGCACCAACAACAGCUAAAGUUCUCGUAUCAAAAGGUGGUGUUGCUGAUUUAUUGGUAGAUGUUCUUGUAGAACGAGGUAUAGUUGCACGUGAUCGAAUUAUCCCUUAUGAAGCACACAAAGGUUCUUAUCACUUUGCCAGUAUUGUUUAUCGUAGUGAAACCUGGCCUUAUGUCGGCAAUCGACCCAUUCCUAAUCAUCUUCAUGAUCGAACUGAUAUGCAACUUGUUCAUCGAGUUUUGGCCGGUGAUGAAGAACAAUCGAUUGUUAAAAAAGAUCGCAUUAUUCUCAUUAAACGAAACAAAGGACGUGCACGAUCGAUUAUUGAGCAUUCAAGCUUAGCUGUGUUGAUAACAUCUGCACUUAAGGAAUCUAACAUGACAUCAAAUCUUCAUCUUGAAAUCUUCGAAGCUCAAGGACACAUGCGUGAUCAUAUUGCUCUUUUUCGUCGAGCUCGUGUGAUCGUAGGCCCUCAUGGAGCUGGAAUGAUGAAUAUUCUAUGGGCAUCACCAGGAACAUACGUAGUCGAAAUUGGAUACACAACUGGAAUGGUUUUUCCUCAAAUGUAUGCUGAAAUGAGUCUUCAUUUAGAUCAUAAAUAUUGGAUAUGUAAAGGAUACGGAGAUUAUGCUGCUCCGAUUCAUGUUGACCUGAACGAUUUUGUUUAUAUUAUUAAUCAGAUUCUUCAGGAAAUAAAAAUAGAGAAUCAACGGUCUUAA
Molecule: messenger RNA, 1503 nt
Organism: Adineta steineri
Lineage: Eukaryota; Metazoa; Rotifera; Eurotatoria; Adinetida; Adinetidae
Source: the annotation of a GenBank genome assembly